This is a messenger RNA of Magnolia sinica, 1848 nucleotides long. RefSeq names its product disease resistance protein RPM1-like. The transcript has a single exon. The record is from RefSeq and is a predicted model, not a curated record. The coding region runs from base 1 to 1848 and encodes 615 amino acids. Gene Ontology annotation, molecular function: ADP binding. Gene Ontology annotation, biological process: defense response to other organism. Lineage: Eukaryota; Viridiplantae; Streptophyta; Magnoliopsida; Magnoliales; Magnoliaceae.
AUGAAGCAUGCUCUGCCUCGUGAGGGCAGAGGCAAGAUCAUCUUCACCACCCGCAUGCAAAAUGUAGCUUCUCCCGUGGGCGAGAGAUGUAACAUACAUGAACUCGAGCCAUUAUCUGAUGAUUUGGGUUGGGAGCUCUUCUGCAGAAAGGCCUUUUGGGAUAAAGACCCCAAAGGGACUUGCCCACAGCACUUGGUCGGAGUGGGAGAAGCCCUGGUCAGAAGAUGCAAAGGCUUACCACUUGCAAUCGCGGCUAUAGGCGGCCUCAUGUCGAAGAAGAGCAUGGAUGCUUUUGAAUGGAAUAAUGUAUUAAAAAAUCCGGACUGGGAAUUGAGCCACAACGAAGAUCUUGCAAGAUUGAACGAAGCCCUGCUCAUGAGCUACCGUUAUUUACCUCCUCACCUCGAGUACUGUUUCUUGUGUUGUGGUAUGUUCCCUGAGGAUCAUGUAAUCAAGAGAAAGAAGCUGAUCCGCAUAUGGGUGGCUGAAGGCUUCGUUGAGGAGAGUCCAGGGAAGACGCUGGAGGAGGUCUCAAGUGAUUACUUUGUUCAGCUCAUUAACAGAAGCCUCCUCCAGCCUAUCUUUGAAGACUUUACAGGGGAGUUGAUAGCGUGUCAAGUGCAUGACCUCAUGCGUGACAUCGCUAUCUAUAUGUUUAAGAAGGAAGGGUUUGGGACAAUCAUAACAAACCGAGACACCAAGGUGGAUGGAAAGCAACGCCAUUUAGCAAUUCAAAACUGUGAAAUUGGCAUUCUAUCUAGUAUGGUCAAUUUGAAUCCUCGGUCACUCUUUGUAAAUAAUGUAAAUGACUUUCCUUCCUCAUUACGCAGAACAUUAUUAGAUUUUAAGCUGCUGAGAAUACUAGAUCUCGAUGGCAUUCAAGUCAAGAAUCUACCGGACGAAGUGGGUGGCCUAAUUCACUUACGGUAUUUAAGCUUGAGGAGGACACAGAUCAAGAACCUGCCGACUUCAAUAGGAAGAUUGCAUAACUUACAGACAUUGGAUGUCAGGGAUUCCAAUUUGGAAUGCUUGCCUGCUGGAACAGAGAUGCUGCUGCAAUUGAGGCAUCUUCUCUUUGUUGAAUACCUUAAGAUGCCAAGCGGAGCAAUCAAUUUACGUAACCUCCAAACAUUAUCAGGUGCGUUUGUUGAUGAUAGAUUAUCGAGAGAAUUGGGUGAGUUAACCCAACUUAGGAAAUUAAAUGUUGAGGUUAAAGAAGAAUGCUGUGCAGAACUAUGCAAUUCCAUUAGUCAGUUGCAACACCUGCGUUCCCUCAAAAUAUAUGCUUUUGAUGAGAAUGAGCGGCUCCAGUUACAAACAGUGUCGAGGCCUCCGCAGUAUCUUGAGAAACUAAGAGUGGGAGGCGUGAUGAAGGAGUUGCCGGUUUGGGUCGGCUCUCUCAACUGUGUGCGGGUGAUCUUCUUUGUUGACACCCAAUUAACAAGUGACCCACUCACAGCUCUAGGACAUUUACCCAAUCUGGUGUACCUUCUUCUACUGAAUGCUUAUAUGGGGAAGCGGAUUGGUUGUACGGUCGGAGGAUUUCCUAAGCUCAGAACUUUGUCAUUACAAGAAAUGGAAGCAUUGGAGGAGUGGAGCAGCAUAGAUGAGGGUACCAUGCCAUGCCUUGACUAUCUCCACAUUUCUAAAUGUCCAAAUUUAAAGAAGCUCCCGGACGGAUUUCAGCAUCUUGCCGCUCUUCAACAACUAGCCUUGGAGGACAUGGGCGAAGAAUUCAUGGACAGGGUAAAGAAGGGUGGAGAGGACCACUUCAAGGUCCAGCACAUCCCCAAUAUCAUCCGUUAUCACGAUGAUGAUGGGAAAUUGGUCGAGGAUGAGCUGUCAUGA